CUCAAUCCCCCCAAAAAAAAAUAGAGAAGAAAAAAUGGGUUCACCUCACAUACUUCUCUUCCCAUUCCUAGCCAAAGGCCACGCCAUACCCCUCCUCCACCUCGCCCGCCUCCUCCUCCACCACGGCGCUGCCGUGACCCUCGUCACCACCCCCGCGAACCGCUCCUUCAUCCGCAGCUCCCUCCCCUCCGCCAUCUCCGUCGUCGACAUCCCCUUCCCUCAGAACAUCCCUGGCAUCCCUCCCGGCGUCGAGAGCACCGACAAACUCCCCAACAUCUCUCUGUGGGUCCCCCUCGCCGCCGCCGCCAAGCUCAUGCAGCCCCACUUCGACCAGCUCCUCAAAUCCCUCCUCCCCGCCGUCUCCCUCGUUAUCUCCGACGACUUCUUUCCCUGGACCCUCGAUUCCGCCACCAGACACGGCGUCCCACGAUUCGUCUUCUACGCCAUGGGAGCAUUCUCUCUCUCUCUAAUCCUCGCCGUCGCCCGCCGCCGCUUCGUCGAAGAGAGCAGCGGCGAUACGCUCAACCCUACUGAUUUCCCGUGGAUCAAGAUCAGGAGAGAAGACAUCGACCCUCUCUUCAUCGACCCGGAAUUCGUCGGCACAGAUAUUCACAAUUUCGCAUACGAGAAUAUCGAGUCUUCCUCGAGAAGCCAUGGCAUCGUGAUCAACACAUUCUUCGAGCUCGAAUCCGCCUACGUAAACGCAUACCCAAAAAUGUGGUGUCUCGGCCCGUUUUCCACGGCGGUGGAGCCGCCGGAAAAUGAUAUGAGGCCGGCGAGCAUGAAAUGGCUGGAUGAAAAGCUGGGGAGAGGAGAAAGAGUGAUGUACGCGGCGUUUGGGACUCAGGUAGAGAUCUCGCCGGAGCAAUUCGAGGAGAUCAAGAAGGGGUUGGAGGAAUCCGGUGUCAACUUUUUGCUGGUGGUGAGGAAAAAUGAGGCACAGUUGAUGGACGGGUUUGAGGAGAGGGUGAGGGGGAGAGGGAUUGUAGUGAGAGAGUGGGUUAAUCAGAGGGAGAUAUUGGGGCACGGCAGCGUUGCGGGGUUCUUGAGCCAGUGCGGGUGGACGUCGGUGAUGGAGAGUGUGUGUGCGAAGGUUCCGAUUCUGGCGAUGCCGGGGAUGUGGGAGCAGCCGCUCAACGCGGUGUUGGUGGCGGAGGAGCUGAGGGUGGGGCUCAGGGUGAAGGCUUCUAAUGGGUUUGUUAAGUGGGAGAGUUUGGCGGCGGCGGCCAAGGAGUUGAUGGAAGGGGAGCUGGGGGAUGAGGUGAGGAGGAACGCGGCGGAGCUCGGCGGCGCUGCAAUGAGAGCGGUGGAGGAAGGCGGCUCCUCUUGGUUGAGCUUGAAGAAGCUUUUGAGCGAGUUUGGUCACACAACUUGAAAUAAAUAAUUGCUUGUUUCUCAAUUAAAUAAUCAUGUAUGUAACUGUGUUUGUUAAAUUGUCUGUAUAAUGAUGUAUUCAAAUUAAUUGUGCGUUAUAAUUGAAAAUUGAGUUCGGUAUCAA
Salvia miltiorrhiza (redroot sage) is the source of this 1498-nucleotide messenger RNA. Its product is annotated as UDP-glycosyltransferase 90A1-like. The transcript has 2 exons. Gene Ontology annotation, molecular function: UDP-glycosyltransferase activity. The record is from RefSeq and is a predicted model, not a curated record. Lineage: Eukaryota; Viridiplantae; Streptophyta; Magnoliopsida; Lamiales; Lamiaceae. The coding region runs from base 35 to 1375 and encodes 446 amino acids.